CUGUUUUUCUCCGGUUUCUUCUCUCGCAUUUCAUUUCCUUUGGUUUGUUACUGUACAACGUGUGACUUUGAAGUAUCAGAUGAGCGUCUGUUUUCGAAAUUUUGGCGAGGAACUCUGUUUCAGGCGGCAGUGGCUGCUUCUUCCGGUCAGGACAUCGCGAAAAAACGACCGCCGCAGAGAAAACCUUUGCGACAGUCCAACGUUGUGGAGAGAUCGGAGCGCUCGUUGUUGUGUCUUUCGUUGAAUAAUCCACUCAGGAAAAUAUGUAUUGCGAUAGUGGAGUGGAGGCCAUUUGAGUAUCUUAUAUUAAUGAUGAUAUGUGCCAAUUGUAUAGCAUUAGCCGUCUAUCAGCCAUAUCCUGCUCAGGAUUCAGACUCAAAAAAUACUAUAUUAGAGCAAAUCGAAUAUUUAUUUAUUGUUGUGUUUACAAUCGAGUGCAUCUUGAAAGUGGUUGCCCUCGGUUUCAUAUGUCAUCAGGGCGCCUAUCUGCGGAAUGCGUGGAACAUUCUUGACUUCAUUAUCGUUGUUAUUGGGUUGGUAAGUACGAUCUUAUCCCGAAUGAACAUCCAGGGAUUUGACGUGAAGGCACUGAGAGCGUUCCGUGUCCUGCGACCACUACGACUAGUGUCCGGCGUGCCCAGUUUACAAGUGGUCUUAAAUGCCAUCCUCCGAGCUAUGAUACCUCUACUGCAUAUUGCCUUGUUAGUGCUUUUCGUGAUUCUUAUCUACGCCAUCAUCGGGUUGGAGCUGUUCUGCGGAAAGCUUCACUCCACUUGUGUGGAUCCGGCAACUGGACAAUUAGCGCAGAAGGAUCCGACUCCAUGUGGUACAGUCGGCUCAGCUUUCCAGUGCGUCCCCUCAGACGCUCUUACAAAUAUGGGUGUACAAUGGGAGUGCUCAGCGAACACCUCAUGGCCUGGACCCAACAACGGAAUCACGAAUUUUGAUAAUUUUGGGUUGGCUAUGCUCACGGUGUUUCAAUGUGUAUCACUGGAGGGUUGGACAGACGUCAUGUACUGGGUAAAUGACGCUGUCGGUCGCGAAUGGCCAUGGAUCUACUUUGUGACCUUGGUGAUCCUUGGAUCAUUUUUCGUGCUAAACCUCGUUUUGGGUGUACUAUCUGGAGAGUUCUCCAAAGAACGAGAAAAAGCAAGAGCGCGCGGUCUCUUCCAGAAGUUUCGAGAAAAACAGCAGCUUGAAGAGGAUCUAAAAGGUUACUUGGAUUGGAUAACACAAGCCGAAGAUAUCGAUCCUGUCAACGACGAACAAGAGGAGGAACCAACGGCAACAGCCACUGGUGAAGAAGUCGACGAAGAAGGCGAAGAACGGGCCGAGGAGACUCGGCCGUCGAAGUGGCGAGCUCGGAUGAAGAGGUUUGAGAAAACUAAUCGUCGAUGUCGUCGGGCAUGUCGUCGUCUUGUCAAGAGCCAAACAUUCUACUGGCUUGUUAUCCUACUUGUGUUGCUCAACACCUUAGUUCUUACCUCAGAACAUUACGGACAAAGUGAAUGGCUCGAUGACUUCCAAACCAUGGCAAACUUAUUCUUUGUCAUUCUGUUCUCGAUGGAGAUGUUGUUGAAAAUGUACUCUCUUGGCUUCACGACCUACACAACCUCACAAUUCAAUCGUUUCGAUUGUUUCGUUGUAAUUAGCUCCAUCAUCGAGUUCGUGUUGUUAUAUCUUCGUCUGAUGAAACCUCUUGGUGUGUCAGUGCUUCGUUCUGCAAGGCUUUUAAGAAUCUUCAAAGUCACAAAGUACUGGACAUCUUUGCGGAAUCUCGUUUCGUCACUGCUAAAUUCACUUCGAUCUAUAAUGUCUCUGUUACUGCUUCUGUUCCUGUUCAUCGUCAUCUUCGCCUUGUUAGGAAUGCAAGUGUUCGGUGGAAAGUUCAACUUCAACCCCCAACAGCCAAAACCAAGAGCAAAUUUCGAUACAUUCAUCCAGGCGCUACUUACGGUCUUUCAAAUCUUGACUGGUGAGGAUUGGAACACAGUGAUGUAUAAUGGUAUCGAAUCAUUUGGUGGAGUGGGAACUCUUGGUGUCAUUGUUUCGAUAUAUUAUAUUGUUCUUUUCAUUUGCGGUAACUACAUUCUGUUGAAUGUCUUUUUGGCUAUCGCCGUUGACAACCUAGCAGAUGCUGACAGUUUGACAAACGCUGAAAAGGAAGAGGAACAGCAAGAGCUAGAAGGCGAUGAGGAGUACGAUGAGGAAGAUGAAGGAUUCGACGAUGGCGAUGAAAGGAUGGACAUGGAAGAGCAAGAGGCCGGCGAAGAAAUAGUAACAGCCCGUCCAAGGCGAAUGAGCGAACUGCCAACGGUCACACCACACAAACCAAUCCCAAAAGCGUCAUCAUUGUUCAUACUCAGCCAUACGAAUCCGUUUAGGGUGUUUUGCAAUAGAAUUGUGAAUCAUUCCUACUUCACGAACAGCGUUCUAGUCUGCAUUCUCGUAUCAUCAGCAAUGUUAGCUGCAGAAGAUCCCCUUGAAGCAAAUUCCAGUCGAAACACAGUCCUCAACUACUUUGAUUACUUCUUCACCACAGUUUUUACUAUUGAAAUUACUUUAAAGGUGGUUGUCUUUGGACUAGUGUUUCAUAAGGGAUCAUUUUGUCGCAAUGCCUUCAACCUACUCGACAUUCUAGUCGUUGCUGUCUCUUUAGUUUCAUUCGUUUUGAAGUCUGAUGCUAUUUCCGUCGUGAAGAUUUUGCGUGUGCUGCGUGUACUUCGUCCACUUCGUGCCAUCAAUCGUGCGAAAGGUCUAAAACACGUCGUGCAAUGUGUGAUCGUUGCCGUGAAGACAAUCGGAAACAUUAUGCUUGUUACAUUUAUGUUACAGUUUAUGUUUGCAAUCAUCGGUGUACAGCUGUUCAAAGGAACGUUUUUUUCAUGUAAUGACUUAUCUAAAGUAACAGAAGCGGAAUGCAGAGGUGAAUACAUUCACUAUGAGGAUGGUGAUCCCACUAAGCCAGUGUCGAAGAAACGGGUUUGGUCUAACAACGAUUUCAACUUCGAUAACGUUGGUGAUGCCAUGGUGUCGCUAUUCGUCGUCUCCACAUUUGAAGGAUGGCCUGACUUGCUGUAUGUUGCGAUCAACUCGAACGAAGAAGACCAUGGUCCUAUACACAACAGUCGCCAAGCCGUUGCUUUGUUCUUCAUAGCGUUCAUUAUCGUUAUAGCUUUCUUCAUGAUGAACAUCUUCGUCGGUUUCGUCAUUGUCACCUUCCAGAACGAAGGAGAACGUGAAUAUGAAAAUUGCGAGUUGGACAAGAAUCAGAGAAAAUGCAUCGAGUUCGCUUUGAAGGCUAAACCCCAUCGCCGUUAUAUACCAAGAAAUCGCUUUCAAUAUCGUGUAUGGUGGUUUGUCACAUCACGGGCGUUUGAGUAUGUGAUUUUUCUGAUCAUCGUGCUCAAUACGGUGUCGUUGGCCUGUAAGCACUAUCCCUCAGGACAUAAAUUUGAGUACGUGCUCGACGUACUCAAUCUGGUUUUCACAGGAGUUUUCGCUUUCGAGGCGUUUUUUAAAAUCAUUGCACUGAAUCCGAAAAACUACUUCGGUGAUCGCUGGAAUGCGUUCGAUUUCAUCAUCGUGCUUGGAUCGUUCAUCGACAUCAUCUACGGUAAACUCAAUCCUGGUGGCUCGAAUCUAAUCUCGAUCAAUUUCUUUCGUCUCUUUCGUGUGAUGCGUCUCGUGAAGCUGUUGUCACGAGGCGAGGGAAUACGGACGUUAUUGUGGACGUUUAUGAAAUCGUUCCAAGCCCUGCCAUAUGUGGCGUUGCUCAUUGUACUUUUGUUUUUCAUCUAUGCUGUCAUCGGAAUGCAGGUUUUCGGAAAAGUUGCAUUGGAUGAUGCUACGCAUAUUCAUCGCAAUAACAACUUCCACUCUUUCUUCGCUGCUGUUCUAGUGCUUUUCAGAUCCGCAACAGGUGAGGCGUGGCAAGAGGUGAUGUUGUCGUGUUCCGAUCGUGAGGAUGUUCGUUGUGAUCCGCUGUCUGACGAUUACAAACGUGACCGCGAGGCUCGAUGUGGUGUCAACUUUGCCUAUCCAUACUUCAUCUCUUUUUUCAUGCUGUGUUCUUUUUUGGUAAUAAAUUUGUUUGUGGCUGUCAUUAUGGAUAAUUUCGACUAUUUGACUCGUGACUGGUCGAUACUCGGGCCACAUCAUCUGGAAGAGUUCGUACGUUUGUGGUCUGAAUAUGAUCCAGAUGCAAAAGGAAGAAUUAAGCAUCUCGAUGUUGUGACACUUCUUCGAAAGAUAUCACCUCCACUUGGAUUCGGGAAAUUAUGUCCACAUAGGCUGGCUUGUAAGCGACUCGUUUCCAUGAACAUGCCGCUGAACUCCGAUGGUACUGUGUGUUUCAACGCGACUUUGUUUGCCCUUGUUCGUACCAACCUCAAAAUUUAUACUGAAGGCAAUAUCGACGAUGCAAAUGAACAAUUACGGUCGGCGAUCAAGCGUAUCUGGAAGAGAACUCCGGUGAAGAUGCUGGACGAAGUGGUACCACCAGCUGGAAAAGAGGACGAUGUGACUGUUGGCAAAUUUUACGCAACAUUCCUCAUCCAGGACUAUUUUCGUCGUUUCAAGAAACGUAAAGAACUCGAAGCUAAAGGCAUCAUGCCAACUCAUGCUCAACAAGCGAUGGCAUUGCAGGCUGGUCUUCGUACCUUGCACGAGAUAGGACCAGAGCUCAAACGAGCUAUUUCUGGUAAUCUUGAGACUGAUUUCAACUUCGAGGAUCCAGAACCACAACAUCGGCGUACUCACUCACUUUUCAAUAACAUUGUGAAUCGAAUCUCUGGAACUCGUUCACCUCCUGAUCAAGGAAAUAGAGGUGAGAGAGCUAAACUGUACACGAAUCACAUACAGGAUGAAACCGCUAAUACAACAAUUGAUGGAAGGCCACUUGGACUAGACGGCAAUAACCGUUUGCUGAUGGCCAACCGAAGUAAUCCGAUGGAUCCUAACGAUGAAGAACAAUGGUCCGGUAAUCGCCAUCGUUAUCGGGAUCGUCGUACUCUACCACCACUUCGCGAACCGCUAAUCAUGGCUCGGAGUCAGGCAUUGGUUCUUGCCGGUAUGCCUCCGGAAGCUUAUGAAGGGACAUAUCGUCCUGUUCCUGAAGGUAAAUCGCUUAAUUUACCAUAUUCGUCGAGGGUACUGCUCACACCUGAUGAUUCUCGACCUGCAGAUCGACUUGUUGGACAAGCGCUUGGACUUGGCAGAUAUAUGGACCGCCGUGUUGUCGGCGCUGCACGUCGUGAAAUCGGAGAGGCGUUCGCGCUCAACGACCGCGAGAUGGACAUCGCAGCAGGCACGUUAGCGCCACAGUUCAUGCAACACGUCGGUAUGAACGAGAUCCGCGACUACAACGAGUACUCCCGAUCAGGACUGCUCCGACCGGCCACGCAGCCAUCGCAGGAGAGCGCUGGAUCACAAGAGGACAUGCUUCUGGUGACUACGCUCUAA
Messenger RNA from Angiostrongylus costaricensis, 5463 nucleotides. The record is from the annotation of a GenBank genome assembly. NCBI's taxonomy places the organism in Eukaryota, Metazoa, Nematoda, Chromadorea, Rhabditida, Metastrongylidae.